CAUAAAAUCUGAAAAUUCUCGGAAGCUCCGACUGUGGUUCGAUACAGUCAACUAGCUAAGCUACACAUCUUGCGUUUGAAAUGUAAACUGGAAGUGUUGAACUGUAAAAACAAAACAAAACGUCACUGUUUUCUGCUCAACUGAGUUCUUUUAUAGUAGCUCUGUUUAUAACGUGGAUGGUACUUUAUGACUCAAUCCAUCUUGAUUUAUUCUAGCCAGUCAGUAGUUAGUUCCAGCUUAACUCUGCCCGCUUGCAUUUUGUUUUAUCUUUUUGUUGUUAUUGUUGUUAUGCAAGCUGGUUUAGGUGGUUUUUAGAGGGGAUAAGAAGUUUAUUUGAUAACUGGAGCGUUAAACUAUUAUGGAGUGGCUUAUUGGGAUUGGAAGAAGUAAACUUGGUGGUGCAGGUAGUUCUCAUUCGAGAAACCCUCGUCACGAAGAUAAUCAGAAGGCAUACAUGAUUGAUAAGACUAAUUUAGGAAACCUGCUUAGUAAAAUAACAAAAGAUGAACUACAAGAAACAGUUCCUGUGCCAACUGGAGUUGAUAUAAAUGAAUGGCUGGCAACAAAUACUCUAUCAUUUUAUAAUCACAUUUCUUUAAUAUACGACUCACUCCAUGAAGUAUGUACAUCACACACCUGUGUGACUGUUUCAACUGGAGCUCCAAUGAAUUUUACAUGGGUUGACGAUAGAGGUAAAAAGGUCAGACUUUCUGCACCUCAAUACAUAGAGUUGGUAAUUAUACAAAUUGAAAAGUACAUCACUGAUGAAAGCGUUUUUCCCACAAAAUAUGACAUGACAUUCCCUAACAACUUUCAAACUAUUGUAAAAAAGAUUUUUAGACUGAUGUUCCAUAUAAUAGUCCAUAUAUACCAGUCUCAUUACGAGCACAUUGCUGAGAUGAAGCAACUGUCUGCUUUGAACACUUUGUUCAUUCACUUUAUGUAUUUUCAAACUGAGCAUGGAUUGUUGGAAUCAAAGGAGCUACAACCAUUAGAAGACUUGAUUAAGUCGUUAUGUCUAUAGCAAAAAUUGUUUCUGUUUUAAUAUAAUUUAACCUGUUUUCAUAUAAUGGUACCAAAAUUGAAGACUUUCAAAUUUUGUAAAUAUGCUAAAGUAUCAUUUAAAAGAUGGAGAAUGCUAUUUUCAUAUUUAUGUAGAUUUAAAAUUGUAAAUGCCAUCAUUUUAAUAAAACUUGUUUAAAUGUGGAGAUGGUUUAGAAGUUUGGAAAUGUUUAAUAGUUCACUGUUUUCUCUUUAUAUCUCAUAUAUAGUUGUUUUCACAAAAUAAUAUAUGCAUGCUUUUUUAUUACGGCCAUUUAAUGAGAAUACAAGCCUUUUGAUUAAACUAUAACAAAAUAAUCUGAGGCUUGAGUAUAAGCUUUGUGCAGAAAUGCCUCAAUAAUAAGAAAAGCCAGGCUUGAAAUUUUCCCCAUAAAAUAUUUAAACCCAUCAUAAAAUUUUUGUCAAUGCAUAUUUUCUCCUUCUACAGCAACAAUGUUUUUAGAUUUGUCAAUAUCUAAGCAUGUUUAAAGAUCCUAUUUAAAACCUUAUCCAACAUUUUAUAUAUAGUAUAUAUAUAUAUAAUUUUUUUGUAUAAUGGUGUUGAUUUCUGUUGUGUUUAUGAUAGUGAUAUGUUAAGAUUAAAGCACAAUUUUUUUUGUUUUGUUGGAAAGUAGAAUGUUUUCAAAUUAUUUGUAGUUUUUGAAUACUAAAAUACUUAAAUAACAGAGCAUGUUUAUAAUUGUGAUUUAAAACAAAAGCAUACAACUAUAUAUAUCUUAAAAGAAGAAAUUUUUCUGCAUUUAACAAUUUUAAUCACAAAAAAUUAAUUUUGUGAGAGUGGCAUCCUUAUAAUAAAACAUCUUGUCUUAAUAAUCUUACCAGGAUAUAUUUACAAAAGAUCUAAAAAUUGGAUGGAUCACGAAAACAUUUUCUUUAACAUGUUUUGUCGUACUACCUGACAGAAACUUUAUUCAAUAAUUUACAUGCAUACUCUCUGCCUAGACAGAAUGCAGGUGAACUUUAACAGCGUGAACUGACUUGCUUGGCUUUUGUAAACAUUUAAAAAAAUAUUUAUUAUUGUCAAUCUCUAACUACUUGUAGCUGUGUCCUUAAGUGAGGAUUUUUUUUACUUAAUCUGGAAAAUGGUAAUAUAAAAAGGCAUACUCUUUUUGCAUUAAAAGUUGUUUUGGCAGGCGCAAAAUUAAAGUUUUAUUAUUUUAUGCUUGUGUUAGUUACAGUGUAAUUAUGUAUUUUGUAUUUUUAAAAGAUUAUAUAUUUUUUUUCGGA
Messenger RNA from Hydractinia symbiolongicarpus, 2289 nucleotides. Its product is annotated as MOB kinase activator 2-like. Bases 359 to 1024 code for a protein of 221 amino acids. Gene Ontology annotation, biological process: signal transduction; positive regulation of protein phosphorylation. The transcript has a single exon. Lineage: Eukaryota; Metazoa; Cnidaria; Hydrozoa; Anthoathecata; Hydractiniidae. Gene Ontology annotation, cellular component: nucleus; cytoplasm. Gene Ontology annotation, molecular function: protein kinase activator activity. The record is from RefSeq and is a predicted model, not a curated record.